AUGCAUUUCAGCCUCACGUCUUUGUUUCCUGGUCUGGACUUCAGCUCCAGCUCCAAGCACCCUCAGGAAAAUUCCCAGAGCAGGCUUCGCAAGACACCGCCUGCACCGAACAUUGCAAACGAUCUUCAAAAUCGCGAUCGUCCCAUACUAUCCAUCGCCUACGAGAAGUUCCGAGCUCGCUUCGCCCGCCAGCGCAAGAACAGAAAUCUAGAGCAGGCAGAUGUGUCGCACGAAGUCGUUGCUUCACAAGAGACUGCAGGUUUGCUACCAAGCCUCAACGUGAUCUCUGGUAUUUGCACCAUCAUGGAAACGCCGUCCGAGCUAUCUCGGCGGUUGCCUUCGCGUGAAAACGCCACGGAUCGUGAGGAAAGUGGGCUCAAAGUAGUUGAGCGCACCUGCGACAAUGACGACUCCACGAGUGUCGUUGAAUCCGCAGUCGUCACCGUCAUCCAGCGCGAAAAGGCUGUCUCGCCAAGCGGUAUGAACUCUGACGAGGAGGUUGAAGACUACAAAUCAUCUACACCCAAGUCGGACGGCUCGAUAACGUCUUCUCUAACAAGCGCGUGCUCUGAUGGCGAAGCGCUUGAUCGCGCGGACUGGGAGCCACUCCGUGCGCUCGACCAUUCGAGCUUCCAGAAAACCCUUCGGCACCAUCUCAACCCCUCCGCCGAGUACUGCGCAGAUGACUACCUUUUCCGCGGCGAAUUUGAGGGUGGCUACAACCUCGUUCGGAUAUACCAGGUUAUCAAUAGUUCUAACGACGGUGAAUAUGUGGUCAAGAUUCCUUGCGUCGGCACUGCCGCUCGCUGGCAGAAGCAAGAUGCAUACAUGAUGCGUUCGGAGUUUGGCACUAUCAAGUUCAUUGGCGAGCGUACCAAAUGUCCCGUUCCUGAGGUUGUGGCCUACGACGACACGCUGGAUAAUACGUUAGGUGCGCCUUACAUCUUGAUGAAGGCCUGCACAGGCAGAUCCGCCUCCGAAGUCUGGCACGACGCUCACCCCAUUCAUAAAGACUGGGAUCGGGACACAGUCGACUUUCCUUCCAAGGACCUGGCGUCAAAGCGUGAGCGCAUACUUCGUUCACUGGCCCAAGCCAUGGCCGAGCUGCGUCAUCUUGAGUUCGACAAGAUUGGCGCGUUGGACUUUGACACUGUUGACGCAAACGGAACGCCUGCUAUUGGUUCGCUUUUGGAGUGGAAUAUCGACCCAGAUCUGACCGCCGAAGAUCUGGCCACUGAAAAGGCUCUUACUGAGAAGCCAGUGUACGACUCAAGCCUGGAGCUUUACACGGAUGGUCUGCUUGAGGCCUGGCCGUGCGAGGUACAUAAAGGAAGGCCCGGCGUCAUCCAUGGAAUCCUAGAUGCAUUGUUCCGAAGCGAUGCUUUCGCGAAAUCUGUCAAGCCCGGGGAUAGCGAGGAGACCUUCGUACUCCGUCACGACGACCUCAACCUUCAGAACGUCUUCUGCGACCCGAACACCGGCGAAGUAACCGGUAUCAUCGACUGGGAGCGCGCUUCCACCGCCCCACGCUCUCUCGGCUACGCUUCCCUUCCAAAGUUCUUGACAUUAGACUGGAUGCCAGGGUACGAAGUUCUCGAUGCGCCGCACUCUCCAUUGUCGCUACAGGCGUAUCGUGAGAUCUACGCCGACGCAAUGAUCAAGGCGACUGGAGCAGACGGUGACGGCAUGUAUACGUGCAAGUCUGCGAUGUAUCAGGCCGCGCACGCAGCGUUGUUUGGUAGUAGUGAAGGUGGCGAUAUUCGUGACUUUGUCCGAAAGCUGCUGCACGAGGUUCCGGGACUGCACCACACGGACCUUGACUUGUACCUGACUUGGCUCGGCGAGCACUGGGAGGCGGUUGGCAGCUCUGUCAAAGAGGCUGUACGGAAAGUUGCGAAGCCAGUAGUAGGGACGAUCGACGUCUGCGAGACCUGA
Molecule: messenger RNA, 1935 nt
Organism: Alternaria arbusti
Lineage: Eukaryota; Fungi; Ascomycota; Dothideomycetes; Pleosporales; Pleosporaceae
Exons: 2
Coding region: 1-1935 (644 amino acids)
Source: RefSeq, a predicted model, not a curated record